UUACAAAUAACAGGUUGUCUGUGUCUUUUGAUUACAUAUUGUAUGAUUAUAAAAUUGAGUAUAAAUGCUACGCAUACGAAAUGUUUUUAUUAGUAAGAUUGUGUCCCGACGGCCGAUUACAUAGCCUGAUCUAGCAAAAAGCAAAUAAAUUUAUUACAAAGUGAACAAUGUCAUUAAUUUGUCUCCCGGCUGGCGAUACAUUUGUACCUGUUAAAAUAGAAGAAAAUGAUUUAUAUGGAGGCAUUUUAAAUUUUCUAAAAGUUAUACGGCCAAAUUGGAUAUCUAAUAAUAUUACUUUCAAGACAUUUACAGAUGGCAUCACAAAUAAAUUAGUAGCAUGUCAGUUGGACUCAACAUUAAAUGAUGAGAAUGAAAUAAUCCUGGUUCGUAUAUAUGGAAAUAAAACUGACUUACUCAUUGAUAGAAAUGCUGAAAUCAGAAACAUUAAAACAUUAAAUGUUCUUGGAUUAGCACCUAAAGUAUAUGGUAUAUUUGAAAAUGGUUUAGCAUAUCAAUAUUACCCUGGAGUAACUCUCAAUAUAGAUACUGUGCUGGAUGUCAAAAUAUGGCCAUUAGUAGCGCAGCAUAUGGCAAAAAUGCACAAAGUUAAACUAGGAGAUGAUAUAAAACAAGAUGCAGUUGUAUGGGAUAAAAUAGAACAAUUUCUCAGUUUACUUCCAGUACCAUUUACAGAUGUAAAUAAACAAAACAGAUUUGCCAGUAGUUUUGGGUCGAUAACAAGACUAAGGAUAGAGUUUGAGCGCCUAAAAUCACACUUAAACAAAACUGAGAGCCCAAUUGUGUUUGCUCACAAUGAUUUGCUUCUAGGAAACGUGAUCUACAAUCAACGUGAAGGGACCAUAGCUUUUAUUGAUUUUGAAUAUGCGGCAUAUAAUUAUCAAGCAUUUGACAUCGCGAAUCAUUUUAACGAAUUUGUUGGUCUUUCCAUUGACGAUAUAGACUACAAGCGAUACCCAAAUAAAGAAUUUCAGACGUCAUGGAUAAAGGUAUAUUUGACCGAAUAUUGGGAUGGAGUCACUCCAAACGAGUCAGAUAUAGAAAAACUUUACACAGAGGUGCAGCAGCAUGCUCUGGCAUCCCAUUUUUUGUGGGGUGUGUGGUCACUUGUACAGUUCGAAUUAUCGGACAUAGACUUUGAUUUCGGAAGAUAUGCUGAAAUAAGGUUGAACAGAUAUUAUGAGUUGAAAGAUGACAUAUUUAAAGAGUUAAUAUGAAGAGGUUUGAAAUAAAAAUAAUAUAUUUUAAGCGAAAUUAUGUAGACAAAUAUAUUCAAAUAAAGCAUAAAAAAUAA
Messenger RNA from Galleria mellonella (greater wax moth), 1312 nucleotides. It is a transcript of the gene eas, whose product is annotated as ethanolamine kinase. Gene Ontology annotation, molecular function: ethanolamine kinase activity. The transcript has 7 exons. The record is from RefSeq and is a predicted model, not a curated record. NCBI's taxonomy places the organism in Eukaryota, Metazoa, Arthropoda, Insecta, Lepidoptera, Pyralidae. Bases 168 to 1235 code for a protein of 355 amino acids. Gene Ontology annotation, biological process: phosphatidylethanolamine biosynthetic process. Gene Ontology annotation, cellular component: cytoplasm.